GCACCGCCCCGGCGCGCGCCCCGCCGCGUGCCCACCCCCGCGCGGCUGCUGCAGCCUAAGCUAGCUCGACCACAGCCUGUCCGCGGAGCGGAUGCCUGAGCCCCAGCGGUGAGGAGCUCGUCGUGGGGCUCCUGGGCCGCGGCGGCGGGCAGGCGAUGCUCCAGAGGCUUGAGCAGCCAUGGAGGCCGAGACGGGCGGCCUGGAGGAGCUGACGGAUGAGGAGAUGGCGGCUCUGGGCAAGGAGGAGCUGGUGCGGCGCCUGCGGCGGGAGGAGGCGGCGCGCCUGGCGGCUCUGGUGCAGCGCGGCCGCCUCAUGCAGGAGGUGAAUCGGCAGCUACAGGGUCACCUGGGCGAGAUCCGCGAGCUCAAGCAGCUCAACCGGCGCCUACAGGCCGAGAACCGCGAGCUGCGCGACCUCUGCUGCUUCCUGGACUCGGAGCGCCAGCGCGGGCGGCGAGCCGCUCGCCAGUGGCAGCUCUUCGGGACCCAAGCAUCCCGAGCCGUGCGCGAGGAUCUAGGCGGUUGUUGGCAGAAACUGGCCGAGCUGGAAGGCCGCCAAGAGGAGCUGCUGCGGGAGAACCUGGCUCUUAAGGAGCUCUGCCUGGCGCUGGGCGAGGAGUGGGGCCCCCGCGGCGGUACCGGCGGCUCGGGGGGCUCUGGCGCUGGGCCGACACCCGAGCUGGCCUUGCCCCCCUGCGGUCCCCGUGACCUGGGCGAUGGAAGCUCCAGUACCGGCAGCGUGGGCAGCCCCGAUCAGUUGCCCCUGGCCUGCUCCCCAGAUGAUUGAGGGCACAGCUUCGCGCCGACGCCCGCCCGGAUUGCUCCUCCCGCGCGGAGAUUGCGGUGGACCUCGGCACCCGGACGCCGCCCCCGCUGCGCACGAGGGGCCGCUGGCAUGGACUUAGAAACCCUAACGCUGAGGAGGGCCCCUGGCGCUCGCUGGCGGGGCAGGAGGGGGACUGGAGGCUGGAGCGGAGGGACUUGCUGGGGGCUGGGUGGAGGCUAAUAAACUGAGGCGGAAGCAGA
Molecule: messenger RNA, 1026 nt
Organism: Balaenoptera acutorostrata (minke whale)
Lineage: Eukaryota; Metazoa; Chordata; Mammalia; Artiodactyla; Balaenopteridae
Gene: CCDC85B
Product: coiled-coil domain containing 85B
Exons: 1
Coding region: 179-787 (202 amino acids)
Biological process (GO): negative regulation of DNA-templated transcription
Cellular component (GO): nucleus
Source: RefSeq, a predicted model, not a curated record